Molecule: messenger RNA, 2339 nt
Organism: Cavia porcellus (domestic guinea pig)
Lineage: Eukaryota; Metazoa; Chordata; Mammalia; Rodentia; Caviidae
Gene: Gnl3
Product: G protein nucleolar 3
Exons: 15
Coding region: 601-2184 (527 amino acids)
Cellular component (GO): nucleolus
Molecular function (GO): GTP binding
Source: RefSeq, a predicted model, not a curated record
CGCGUCGGUCUCUGCGCAGACGUAGGAAGCGAACUGUAGGUAGGCCAAUGUCUGGAGCCGCGUGGACCUGAGGGCGGGAAGGCCCCGCGUAGAUUCGCGGGCUCGCUGUACAGCACAGAGGCCUUCCCCGAGGAUGGAGACCAUCCGCGCAGAUUUUUACGGGCGGCAGCAUCUGAACUUGGUUUCGGAUCCAGUAUUUCAUCUUCUACGUUAGCUGAGAACCAACUCUUGAAGGCGUACUUAGUUUUGUGAAAUUUUUUUAAUGCGGAUUUUUACGAUUAUUAAAGUUAGGAAAGGAAAUAGCCUUCCAAAAUACGUGUGGGUCAGUUAAUAGUAGGAAAAAGGAGGAAGUUUUGCAUUAUGCAGAACGCGCCUCUAAAAGCUAACAGUGGGCCUGAUUAGUGAUUCUUUUUUGUUUUUCCCCUUACGGGGGAUGGAACUCAGGACCUCGCGCUUGGGAGGCAAGUGCUUAUACCGCUGAACUAAAUCCCGGACCCCUGAUUGAUAAUUCUCUAGCCAAAGUGGUGGUCGCUUUAGAAAUGGGCUUUUGUGUGUAAUUUCUGCACUGUGAAAAGAGAGUUAAAGAAAGCGAGUAAGCGCAUGACCUGCCAUAAACGUUAUAAAAUCCAGAAAAAGGUUCGAGAGCACCAUCGAAAAUUGAGAAAGGAGGCCAAAAAACGGGGUCACAAGAAGUCUAGGAAAGACCCAGGAAUUCCAAACAGUGCUCCCUUUAAGGAGGCUCUUCUUCGGGAAGCUGAGCUAAGAAAACAGCAGCUUGAAGAAUUAAAACAGCAGCAGAAACUUGAUAGGCAGAAGGAACAAGACAAGAAAAGAAAACUUGAAACUAACCCUGCUGAUGAGCCAUCUAACAUUGAAUCUAAAGAGGAAUUUGGACAAAGCAAAACUAAGCGACCCAAGCUGACCAAACAGAGUCCGAAGACAGUCCAUUAUCAGGAACUUAAAAAGGUGAUUGAGGCUUCAGACAUUGUGCUAGAGGUAUUGGAUGCUAGAGAUCCUCUUGGUUGCAGGUGUCCUCAAGUAGAAGAGGUGAUUAUCAAGAAUGGGCAUAAAAAGCUGGUACUUGUAUUAAAUAAAUCAGAUCUGAUACCAAAGGAGAAUUUGGAGAAUUGGCUAAAUUAUUUGACGAAAGAAUUGCCAACAGUCGUGUUCAAAGCCUCAACAAAUCCGAAGGACAAAGGGAGGAUAACCAAGGUGAAGGCCAAGAAAAAAGCUUUUCCAUUGAAAAAUAAUGUUUGUUUUGGCAAAGAAGGUCUUCGGAAAUUUCUUGGAGGUUUUCAACAGACUUGUGGCAAACCUAUACAGGUUGGAGUAAUUGGUUUCCCAAAUGUGGGGAAAAGCAGCAUCAUUAAUAGCUUAAAACAAGAACGAAUAUGCAAUGUUGGUAUAUCCAUGGGGCUUACAAGGAGUAUGCAGGCUGUUCCCUUGGACAAACAGAUCACAAUCAUAGAUAGUCCAAGUUUCAUUGUGUCACCACUUAACUCCUCCGCAGCCCUUGCUCUUAGGAGUCCAGCAAGUAUUGAAGUAGUAAAGCCACUGGAAGCUGCCAGUGCCAUCCUGUCUCAGGCUGAUGCUAGACAGGUAGUUCUAAAAUACAAUGUCCCAGGCUAUGAGAAUGCUCUGGAAUUUUUUACUAAUCUUGCUCAAAGAAGAGGUCUACACCAGAAAGGUGGAAGCCCAGAUACUGAACGUGCUGCCAAACUGCUGUGGUCUGAGUGGACAGGUGCUUCGUUGAGUUACUAUUGCCAGCCCCCUACUUCUUGGACCCUUUCUCCGCAUUUUAAUGAAAGUAUUGUGGCAGACAUGAAAAAGGGCUUUAAUCUGGAGGAACUGGAACAGAACAAUACACACAACAUACAAGCCAUCCAGAGCCCUUGUUCAGCCAAUAGCGUACUUUUUUAUUCUUCGGGUCUGACAAAUGGAAUAAUGGAGGAGAAAGACAUACCUGAAUUGCCCGGACAGAAGAGAGAAAGAAAACAAGAGGAACGAAAGGAUGUGAAAGAUACGGAAAAGAUCUCAGACAUGUCACCUGUAGAAGAGACAGGAGAGGAGGCACUACCAGAGGAACCUAUCAUAGCAGGUGACCCGUCUAUAAGACCUUGUAUUAUCUUGGAUGAAAAGACUAAAGAGGAUGAUGCUUACGACUUCAGCAGAGAUUAUGUGUAACAGAACUCAUCAUUUUAUAAGGAUUUUCUUGACAUUUCAGGCAAAUUGCUAACCAGUUGUAUAUGUAUAAUGUGCUGAUUUUGGUGUGGCAUAACUUGUAAAAAUUUUGUGAAUAUGUAUCUUGUACACAUUAAAGUGAUUAAACAAUUUACAAA